GAAAACUGCUGGACGUGGGCCGCCGGCCCGGAGCCCACCCGCGGCCGCGGUGCGCCGCUCCCGGCCUUCCGGGCGUUGGGGCGCUGACCCGCCCGGCGCGGUGGGGGCCUCGGGGUGAAGCUGAGGCCCAGGGAGGGUCGGCGAUCUGGCCAGGUUCGCUCGUGACGGAGGCGGGGUCUGUGUCCGCUGCUGGCCGUCGGACGGAGCGAGCCGUGUUGGAACUCCCCUGAACCCCUGGGAACCCACCAAGCAUGUUCCUGGCGCGUCUGACUUCUCAGCUGCUCAGGGUCGUUCCCCGACCGGGCCUCAGCCGGCCGCGGCCUGGGUCAGCGCCGCUGGGCAGCCGUGUGUGCCGGCCCCGCUAUAGCACGCAGCCAGCAGGCCCCGGUCGGGCCGCCGUUCUCCCCGGCAGGGGCGUCCAGCUGGAGCUAGAGGAGAUGCUGGUCCCCAGGAAGAUGUCCAUCAGCCCUCUGGAGAGCUGGCUGACCGCCCACUACCUCCUGCCCAGACCGGGCGCAGCGGCCCCAGGGCCUGGGACUCCGGCCCAGCUCCACGAGUGUCCGCCUAGCCCGGUUGGGGAGGGGGCCGAGCCGGGGGGCGAGGGCCUGCGGGAUGCACCCCAUAUGCAGUGCAAAAACGUGCUGAAGAUCCGCCGGCGGAAGAUGAACCACCACAAGUACCGCAAGCUGGUCAAGAGGACCCGGUUCCUGCGGCGGAAGGUGCGGGAAGGCCGCCUGAAGCGGAAGCAGAUCAAGUUCGAGAGGGACCUGAGGCGCAUCUGGCUGAAGGCGGGCCUGAAGGAAGCGCCUGCGGGCUGGCAGACCCCGAAGAUCUACCUGAAGGCCAAGUAGCGCGAGGGCGGGGACCCUGCGCCACCGCCGCUGUCCGUCCUAAUAAACGUUCACAG
Pteronotus mesoamericanus is the source of this 907-nucleotide messenger RNA. It is a transcript of the gene AURKAIP1, whose product is annotated as aurora kinase A interacting protein 1. The transcript is spliced from 4 exons. Lineage: Eukaryota; Metazoa; Chordata; Mammalia; Chiroptera; Mormoopidae. Bases 252 to 851 code for a protein of 199 amino acids. The record is from RefSeq and is a predicted model, not a curated record. Gene Ontology annotation, cellular component: mitochondrion.